UUUUUGCGCAAUUUAUUACGAAAAAAUACAAUUUAUGAUACAGAUAAUUCCAGGUUUAGUUGUUGUCUUGCGAUGUUAGUGAUUUUAUAGAUUUCGACCUUUCCCAUUCCAGUAUUAAUAAAAAAACUGCCCGGAGCGAUUGCGGAGACUUUAUUUACCUGGACUCUUAAUGCUUAAUCUCAAUUUGCAUCAUAUCCGGUACACGCUUAUGGAGGAAAGUUAACAACAGUAAUUUGAGAGUGUUUAUAAAGGACAAUGUUAAAGGCUGUGAAUGUUUCUUUGACAGGACAUGGAAAAAACGUUACAGUAUUUGAAGUAUUCUGGUUAAAUUUAUUGUUUCAUCAUUGCACUGGCAAACACCGCUAUGGCUCGGCCUCUAUUCGGUGGAGCAUUAUCAGCUGCUAUUCCAUCCAGUGCCCAGGAUAUCAGUGAGUUAAGACAGAUCCCUGAUAACCAGGAAGUGUUUGCUAAUUCUCAGACAGAUCAGAGCAUCAUUAUUGAACUGCUGGAGUACCAGAGCCACGUGCAGGGUGCUGAGGCUGUCAGAUAUCAUUUUGAUGAUGUGGCUGCAAGUAAUGGGGCGGUAGAGUCCGGGUCCUGGAAGAUCACAGGAGUAGAGCAGCUCACCCAAUCGGAGCUGUUAUUACAGGAAUGCAGUUCUGCCUGGCUACUGUCUGGAGCUCAGCUGGUCUCUAAAUUUAAUGAGGAGGCCAAGAACACGGUCAACAUUUACCUGUGCCUGUUUCGCCUGCCACAGUUCACCACUGAUAUCCUGGUGACCUUCAAUGAUCCUGUUUGUAUCAAUCCCCUUAGCAGCAGUGCAGCUGGAUAUGUGGCCGCUGUUCCAUGGACAUUACAGGACUUCCAGAAUGUUCUUCAGUCCUUUCAUCUACUCAACCCUGGAGUCUUUGGAUAGAUUCUUCACCAUUAAACUGACAGACCAGAAAGACUGUGAUUGAUCAUUGAUAUUGAUGAAACCAGCAGUACUGAACAGGUUAAAACAUAUCAAUAGGAAUAAGGUAAAGAGGUACCUACUGGAAGGCUACACAUACUCAUUUACCAAGUAUUUUCUUGUAGUAUGGUAAUUAGGUUACAAUUAGGUUAUUCAUAUAAAUAAAAAUGCUGCUUUAUCAUGGGAUAACUUUGCUGAUUCAUUCAAUAGCAUUUUUUGGAAAAGUCAUCAUUUCCUUCUGCAUUCAGAUUUUAACAUAAUCACCGGUCGUUAAACAGUUAGUAGUUAACCUUAAAAUUGUGUGUGUUGAAAAUCAGGUUUUUCCUUAACUCUAAAGGAGGAGACAUAUUAUCAUAUUUAUCCUAAACAUUCUGGUCUGGUUGGUUUUGUGAACAGGUGUGUUUGUUUGCAGAUGCUGACUUGCUAGUUUGUCUAAUCCAAUGACACUCAUACAUUUUAAUGCAUGGCUUCAUUUUAAAGUGUGGUUGAAUAGUUAAAGAUUAUAGUGACAAUCUUAAUGAUAAAAAGCUUUUCAGUUAACCUUAUAUAAUGCAUACCAGCUGCCUAUUUACAGUCGUGCUCAAAAUUAUUAAUACCCUUUGUAAAUAUGACCAAAGAAGGCUGUGAAAAUAAUUCUGCAUCGUUAAUGCUUUUGAUCUUUUAUUUAAAAAAUCUACAAAAAUCCAACCUUAUCACAAAGGGUAUUAAUAAUUUUGAGCAUGACUGUAUACUUAAAGAACAUAUUAUAUUCAUGUACAUAGGGCAAAUGGAGGGUUACAUUAAAAAAAAAUAAGUUUAAUCGCAAGUUGUAUACUGUUAUGUUACAGACUGAAAAUAAACAUAUGCAAAUAAAGUUAUUUAAUUAUGACCCAU
Messenger RNA from Paramisgurnus dabryanus, 1825 nucleotides. It is a transcript of the gene rangrf, whose product is annotated as RAN guanine nucleotide release factor. Gene Ontology annotation, cellular component: nucleus. Gene Ontology annotation, molecular function: transmembrane transporter binding; guanyl-nucleotide exchange factor activity; sodium channel regulator activity. Lineage: Eukaryota; Metazoa; Chordata; Actinopteri; Cypriniformes; Cobitidae. Gene Ontology annotation, biological process: regulation of membrane depolarization; protein import into nucleus; heart contraction. The record is from RefSeq and is a predicted model, not a curated record.